AUGACAAUGGCCGUCUUCCGGUCCCUCGUGGCCGCAGUCGCCACGCUCUCUCUCGUCAGCGUCACGCAGGCUUGGAACGUCGAGCUGCCUCCUUGCACGUCGGCCUUCACGCCCUUUGUCUACACUGGCUGUUACCAAGAUGGUGUCCCGGGCACCCCCGGCACUCUCAUCUUCCGCUCAUCGUUGCCCUCUAACAACAUGACGGUUGAGAUUUGCGCCGCCGAAUGCAAAGGCAACGCCUUUCGAUAUGCCGGCCUCGAGUACUAUGGCAACUGCUACUGCGGCAACACCAUAGACGGUCCCCAGCUCGCCAACGGUUCCUGCACAUUCCCUUGCAACGGUAACAUUCUCGAGACUUGUGGAGGGAACAACAUGCUCUCCAUCUGGCAGGAUCCGACGUUUCCAACCAGGGCCGCCACCCUUGCUGACUACCAGGCUCUGGGCUGCUACACUGACAACUCGACACAGGGUCGUGCCCUUUCCUGGGCCGCUUCCAUCCCCUCUGCCAACCUCACCACCGAAGCCUGUCAGACUGCCUGUCUGAGAGAAGGCUUCCCCCUGGCCGGUACCGAGUACGGAGGUGAGUGCUGGUGCGGCAACGUGCUCGCGUUCGGCAAUGCCAAGGUGGACAAUUCGCAGUGCAAUGUCCCCUGCAACGGAAACACGACCCAGAUAUGCGGCGGCGGAAGUCGUCUGAAUGUGUACCUCGCCGCGGUCUUGCAGUCUCAGCAGCCUUGCGGCUCCGCGGCCAAUCCUUCCAACCACUACAACAACUACCACAACGACAACCAGCCCAACCACAACCACAACAACAACGACUACCACCAGUCCGACUACCACGACUACAACUACCACCACCCAACUACUACAACAACAACCACCACCAGCCCAACUACUACAACGACAACCACAACUAGCCCAACUACAACAACCACAACCACAACUAGCCCAACUACAACUACCACCACAAGCCCUACCACGACGACAACCACCACAACUAGCCCAACUACCACAACAACAACUACAACUUCUGUUACCACAAGCCCGACCACUACAACUACAACUACAACAACAACUAGCCCGACUACAACUACCACAACUACCACCACCACAAGCCCGACUACAACAACCACAACUACGACCAGCCUAACUACAACUACCACCACAAGCCCAACCACUACAACCACUACCACAAUCACCACCACUACAAGCCUGAGCACAACGACAACAACGACAACUAGCCCAACUACAACUACUACCACAACAACUAGCCCAACUACAACCACGACAACCAGCCCAACCACUACUACCACUACCACAGUUACCACCACUACAAGCCUGAGCACAACGACGACAACAACAACCACUACUAGUCCGACCACUACAACAACUACCACAACCAGCCUAUCUACAACCACAACCACCAGCCCAACCACCACAACAACUUCCACUACUACGACUACCACGAGCCCGACCACAACCACAACCACAACCACAACCACGAGCCCUACUACCACUACCACUACUACGACCACUACCAGCCCAACCACAACGACAACUACUAGCCCAACCACAACGACCACCACAAGCCCUACUACCACCACGACCACCACCACGACCACAAGCCCGACUACAACCACAACGACCAGCCCAACCACGGUCACAACAACCACUACUGCGAGCCCGAGCACGGUCACCACUACCACCACCGCAAGCCCGAGCACAGUGACCACGACCACAACUGCGAGCCCGAGCACAGUAACCACGACUAGCCCGACCACCACGACCACAACCACAACCACAACUAGCCCAAGUACCACAACGACGACGACAACAACAACCACAACCAGCCCGACAACCACAACCACAACCACGACCACGACAACAACCAGCCCGACAACCACGACAACGACCACGACCACGACCACCACAACCGGCAAGGGCACUUGGCCAACCACUUACAAGCACCCCCAUCCUCAUACAACGACGGAUGGCAGUUCUGUGUGCACGACCACCGUCAUAAGUCCUUCCACCUGCGAAUACAAGUGCGGCAACUGGUGCCUCUCUCCUCUGCCUGACUGGAGGACCGAAAAGGAGUGCUCGAAGGCCUACGCCACUUGUGCCGCGAGUGUGGCUUCUUGCUUCGCCCACGCCGAUUUCCCCGACGUUCUCCAGUGCUUCAAUUUUGCCUUGUGGUGUGGCAACAUUGAUAGGUAUUGCAGCUCAACGUGCAAGUACAACAAGUGCUCCAAGGUCGACUUCUGGAGCAGCAACCCCGGCCAGGGAGUCGGUCCUCUCGAGACGACCACCACUGUCGUUCCCUGCCCUCCCAGCACAGCAACCAAGCUCCCGAACACCACGACGAAGCCCAGCCAGUGCCCUCCUCCUACCACCAACAUCUGCACGCAGCCCACAAACGCCAAGUACGGCUAUGGACCAGGCAAGCCCGUCGGUGGCAUCGAUCUGCCCAUUGUCAGCUGCAAUGACAUGUACAGCGACUGGCGCGAGAACCCCUUCAAGCUGUACAUUGACCAGGACAGCCUCAACUGCCCAACCUAUCCUCGGUCUGCCUGCGGCGAUGCUUGCGCGGAUGCCUGCAAGGAGCAGUUCAAGCAGUGCACAGACGUGUACCAGAAGGGCUGCCAGGAGGGCACCAAUGGCCGGUGGAAGCGCGGCAAUGAGGCGAAUCACUUCCUCAGCACCAGCCAGUUCACGCAGGACUGGGGCUUUGGCGACAAUUCUCCUUCCAACGCAGCCAAGAAGUGCUCGGCUCAAUACCAGGACUGCCUGGACGCGAACAAAGACGUCAAACCCAAGAAGCAGUGCUCGUGCUGGACCUGCUAA
Molecule: messenger RNA, 2844 nt
Organism: Trichoderma reesei QM6a
Lineage: Eukaryota; Fungi; Ascomycota; Sordariomycetes; Hypocreales; Hypocreaceae
Product: N-terminal WSC domain-containing protein
Exons: 4
Coding region: 1-2844 (947 amino acids)
Source: RefSeq, a predicted model, not a curated record